Molecule: messenger RNA, 1143 nt
Organism: Trypanosoma brucei brucei TREU927
Lineage: Eukaryota; Euglenozoa; Kinetoplastea; Trypanosomatida; Trypanosomatidae
Product: mitochondrial carrier protein, putative
Exons: 1
Coding region: 1-1143 (380 amino acids)
Biological process (GO): mitochondrial phosphate ion transmembrane transport
Cellular component (GO): mitochondrial inner membrane
Molecular function (GO): phosphate transmembrane transporter activity
Source: RefSeq, a predicted model, not a curated record
AUGUUAGGUCGAUUUGAUUUUUUAGGGAAAUGUAGGCUCUAUUUUGUGGUUGUGUCGCGGUUAUUUUCAUUUGAAGGUGAUUAUGUUGCUUAUCGUUUGUUUUUUGUUUAUUUUGUUUUUUUUACUUUAUCUUUUUUAUUCGUGUGGAGUAGGCGUGUUGUUGUCGAGUUUUCCGCAUUUUAUUUUUUUUGUUGCUUUCUUGGUGGUGUCAUUAGUGGUUUGGCCCAUACGUCCAUGACUCCUGUUGAUUUGGUAAAAUGUGGUGUGCAGGUUGGACUGUACAAUUCUAUGACAGACGGUUUUCGCUCUUUGUGGAGGAAUUGUGGUGGGUGUUGGUUUCGGUCGAUUUCAGUGUUUACGAGAGGGUGGGUUCCUACUUUUUUUGGUUAUUCCUCACAGGGUGGUCUAAAAUUUUUGUUGUAUGAGUUACUGAAGUUUUGGUUUUGCUCAAGGCUUGAAGGAUCUGCCGCAUCUCCGAUGGUGCUCAGCUAUGUUAGCAAAUUGGGUAUUUUUGUCGUCUCUAGCGGUGUAGCUGAGAUCUUCGCCGACGUUGCUUUGGCACCCUGGGAGGCUGUCAAAAUCAUUAUCCAAACAUCAAAUGUUGCCCAUACGGAGUUGUCGUAUUUCUUUCCGCUUGUGUACUCAAGUGAGGGUAUCUAUGGGUUUUAUAAGGGUCUUCCGGCACUCUGGUGCCGACAGGUUCCCUACACCGUUGUCAAAUUUCUCAGCUUCGAGGUUAUUGUACGCCUGGCGUAUCGCUAUUUGUUAACGUCCCCUAGUGACCCCGCACCGAAGUACGUUCAGCUGUUGGUGUCGGUCAUAUCUGGUGUACUUGCCGGUUUCCUUUGUGCAGCAGUGUCUCAUCCUGCAGACACGGUGGUGUCGAAGCUCAAUCAGCGUGUAGAGGGUUCGCCCGCGGCGGACAAGAGGAAGGUGGUCCAGAUUGUUCGGGAACUUGGGUGGAGUGGGCUGUGGAAAGGCGUUGAGCUCCGUAUGAUGAUGACGGGAGCGUUGACAGCUUUGCAGUGGCUCCUAUACGACAGUUUCAAGGUUUCUGUUGGUCUCUCAGCCACAGGUGGCAAUGGGGUCCGCAUCAGUAACCACGUCGACUCAGACGGUAGGCCCCCAGGAGAUAAUAAGUGA